CCCAACAGAACAAACGGAACUCGGCGAAGAGCUCCGGACAUGUCGAUAGAAUCAUCAUUCUUCUCUCAGUUCACAGUCAAAAGUUGUUCUGUGAACCAAUCUGGAACGAAGAACCCCACAUGGGCACACCCCAAAAUUUUGAACUUGCGGAGAGGUCCUUCGAGAAGUAAAAAUUUGUCAACAAGGUCAUGUUUGAGAGCUGCAGUUGGUGAUAAAGACGGUGUGAUCAUCGUUGACCAUGGUUCGCGUCGUAGAGAAUCCAAUCUCAUGCUAAAUGAGUUUGUAAUAAUGUUUAGAGACAAAACUGGGUAUCCAAUCGUAGAGCCUGCACAUAUGGAGUUGGCAGAACCAUCAAUAAAAGAUGCAUUUGGCUUGUGUGUUCAACAAGGAGCAAGUCGGGUGAUUGUAAGUCCAUUUUUUCUUUUUCCCGGACGACAUUGGCACAAGGAUAUACCUUCCUUGACUGCUGAAGCUGCAAAAGAGCACCCAGGUGUUUCCUACAUGGUCACUGCACCUCUUGGCUUGCAUGAGCUACUAGUGGAUGUUGUAAAUGACAGGCUCAAUCAUUGCUUAAGCCACGUAGCAGGGGAUGCAGAUGAGUGUGCAGUUUGUGAUGGGACAAACAAGUGCAGGCUCUAUGGCAAGUUCAAGCCUGAUCUGACUUCUUCUUUGCAGAGCUGGCUCUUAGACAGUGAAGCUGAAUUAAGAACAUGGUGCCUAGAGUCUUAA
Messenger RNA from Pistacia vera, 729 nucleotides. Its product is annotated as sirohydrochlorin ferrochelatase, chloroplastic-like. The coding region runs from base 40 to 729 and encodes 229 amino acids. NCBI's taxonomy places the organism in Eukaryota, Viridiplantae, Streptophyta, Magnoliopsida, Sapindales, Anacardiaceae. The transcript is spliced from 7 exons. Gene Ontology annotation, molecular function: lyase activity. The record is from RefSeq and is a predicted model, not a curated record.